AGUCACAAGGCUAAAGCACCUUUCCCUGGUUACUAGUCAGUCGAUCUAUCUAUAUAAUGCAAAAAUAAAGCAGACAUCAACACAGAACCCAUUGGCACAAUUCUGGAAGUGAUUCAAAAUCCAUUUUCUUUGAUACCAUAUACAAGUUACAACUGCACAUCUUUGAUGCUCAAAAAGUCGCAAAACACGGAGAAAUGGAUGCCGCCGGAGGAGCUAUGGUAUUGUUUGUUGCAGUCGCGAUGGCUAGUUUUAUCAUAAUUCAUGUGUAUGGGGACACUUUGCUCGCUAUGGAUCAAUAUUUUCUUGUCCAACACGACACGCAUCACCAACCCAAAGCGUUUAAAGCUUCAUUAUAUCGACCCAAUUCGAUGUUUGCUUCACCAAUGCAGGCUACUUCACCUCCUCCAGUGUAUCAUUUGACGUCUUAUGGCGCAGACCCAACUGGGAAAACAGACAGUACAGAAGCACUUGUUAAAGCAUUAUCAGAUGCACUUGAUGGUCCAACAAAUGGGUUCCUGAUGGAGGGAAUUCUUAAUCUUGGUGGUGCUAAGAUUGAACUUGAUGGUGGAAAUUACUUGAUCAGCCGUCCACUUCAAUUUUCUGUUGCUGGAAGAGGGAACCUAGUGAUACAGGGAGGAACAAUAAAGUCAUCAGAUAAUUUUUCAAACGGCACCUACUUGAUAGACUUGUCUCCGUCCUCAGUCAACAACUCGUUGAAAUAUAACUACGAGUUUGUAACACUAAGAGACCUCUUACUCGAUUCUAAUUUCCAAGGUGGAGGAAUUCGAGUGGUGAACUCAUUGAGAAUAAGCAUAGACAACUGCUACAUUACACAUUUCACCACCAAUGGCAUCCUAGUCCAAGGUGGUCAUGAAACUUAUAUCAGAAACUCCUUUCUUGGCCAACAUAUUACUGCUGGUGGUGAUGCCGGGGAAAGAAAUUUUUCGGGCACGGCGAUAAAUCUAAUGGGAAAUGAUAAUGCAGUUACUGAUGUGGUAAUAUUUUCAGCUGAGAUUGGAGUAAUGGUUUCAGGUGAAGCUAACACACUUUCCGGUGUACAUUGUUACAAUAAGGCCACUGGAUACGGGGGUACCGGGAUUUAUCUCAAGGUGCCAUCUGGUUUAACACAAACUCGAAUUGUGAAUUGUUACUUAGACUACACUGGUAUUGUUGUUGAAGAUCCUGUCCAAGUACACAUUUCUAGUAGCUUUUUUCUUGGAGACGCGUAUAUACUUCUCAAACCCGUGAAGGGUGUUGCGAUUGGAGUAAAUAUCGUGGAUAACAUGUUUUCAGGUUCUAAUAAGGGUGUCGAUAACGUACAAUUAGAUAAACAAAAUGGGACUUUUACGAAGAUUGAUCAAGUUGUGAUUGAUAGGAAUAAUGUGAAUGGGAUGAAUCUUAAGGCCACGGUUGCUAGGCGAAGCGUGCAAGUAAAUGGAAGCUCAUGGCUAGUAGACUUCAAUUCAGUGCUCUUGUUUCCAAAUCUUAUUAAGCAACUACAUUAUACAUUGGAAGCAAAAGGGAAUUCCUUCCCUAAACAUGUACUGAGAAAUGUGUCAAAUAAUCAAGUGCUGAUCGAGUCGAACGUGCCGGUUGAAGGAACUAUUUAUAUAACAUCGGAUCAAGGAAGUUAAUUCACUAUAUUUGUUUAUUUAUUUAUUUCUAGUUCUAUAAUUCGGAUGACAAUUUCCUUACAGUAGUAGUAUAGUACUGUUGUUAUGAACAAGAACCCACAUAUUGUUUAGGUCUAAAUUCCAGUCAAUUGCAAGAAAUAACUGCAAAAACGUAAGAAGACAAAUUUACUUUGUCCCUUCCACUACAAAGGUGUACAUCUCCAUUGAUCAUCCACCAGAGGAAAAAAGCUAAAAGCAGUAGAGAAAAAUAAGUUUACUCCACGAAUUCUUAAAGGUACAACAUCCCGUGAAGUUGAAAGUUGGAAAGAAAGAUGAAAGAUGGCGUUGAAUCUUGAAUCUUUUCUUAUUUGGCCCAUGUUUGA
This is a messenger RNA of Olea europaea var. sylvestris, 1996 nucleotides long. Its product is annotated as polygalacturonase QRT3-like. NCBI's taxonomy places the organism in Eukaryota, Viridiplantae, Streptophyta, Magnoliopsida, Lamiales, Oleaceae. The record is from RefSeq and is a predicted model, not a curated record. Bases 195 to 1634 code for a protein of 479 amino acids. The transcript is spliced from 2 exons. Gene Ontology annotation, molecular function: polygalacturonase activity.